Archocentrus centrarchus (flier cichlid) is the source of this 3201-nucleotide messenger RNA. It is a transcript of the gene msantd2, whose product is annotated as Myb/SANT DNA binding domain containing 2. The transcript is spliced from 4 exons. Lineage: Eukaryota; Metazoa; Chordata; Actinopteri; Cichliformes; Cichlidae. The record is from RefSeq and is a predicted model, not a curated record. The coding region runs from base 4 to 1677 and encodes 557 amino acids.
AACAUGGCGGCGCCCAGUAACACGGAGCAUUCUCCAGAGAUAUCGACGCCGUUAAAGGUACCGAAAACCGAGGUGCCAUCCCCUGAAUCCGAGGAUUUGAGUGACAGUAAUCAAUAUCACUCUAAUCCCUCGACGCCAAAUCGCUUCUCGCCUUUGAACGUGAGCUCAGGAGCUGCGGGCCGGACGGCGGCCUCAUCCUCCUCCAACAGCUUCACGGCUUGCCGAGGGAUGUCGUGGACGCCCUCCGAGACAAACGCCCUCAUCGCGGUGUGGGGUAACGAGAGACUGACGGAGGCGAGGAUGCAGCAGCUGGAGGUCGCCGGCACCGUGUUCUCUGGUAAGGCCCCGGGUCCUGCCAUGUACGAGCGGGUGUCCAGAGCCCUGUCGGAGCUGGGAUACGAGCGGACCCCGUCCCAGUGCCGGGAGAGGAUGAAGACGCUGCGGCGCUGCUACAGCCGUGUAAAGGAGCAUGGCAUUGGCAAGAGGAAGAGCAGCUAUACUAUAGAGCAGCUGGAGAAGGUGUUCGGUCAGGGAGGCUGGGACUCCCAGAGCUGUGCCCCUGUGCUCAUUAACAGCAGUGGGCUGUAUCAGGAGAUGGAGUCUGAUGGCAGCACCCUGGAAGACUUCUCACAGGAGGACUGGUGCAACCAGGUGCUGGACUCAGCAUUCCAGGAGGGAGACAUGGAGACGGAAGAAAUCCAGGUGCCUAAACACAGAGUCCUACAGAUACAAGCGGAGCUGUCAGAACAAACACAAAAAAGGGACAUGAUGCAGACGGUCAUCCGUAUUCUUGAGUCUGUGCAGCUUAAGUGGGAGCACUUUCAGACGUGGACUGAAUUCUCACGGCUACACCUCUCCAACAAGCUGGCCAUCUUUGCCGUGGGGUACAACACGCGCUGGCGUGAGAGCGUGCGUUACCACUACGCUGAAAUAAGCUCGCAGGUGCCGCUGGGUAAGAGGCUUCGCGAGUACUUCAACCCGGAGAAGCCCGAAGGCCGCAUCAUCAUGACCAAAGUUCAGAAGAUGAACUGGAAGAAUGUUUACUACAAGUUCUUGGACAUUACCAUCAGCGAGGCUCGUUGCCUUGAGCUGCACAUGGAGGUGGACUGGGUCCCUGUGUCCCAGUCAAGGGUGACAGGCUGCAGCAGAAGCACAUCCCACUACCUCCUUCCUGGGGACAUCCCCAAAGCAUAUGGACUAUACGCUGUUGGCUACGAGGCAGUGUCGUCCUCUGAUGGCACUCCUCAGACCUCUUCCCAGAGUGAUAGUGAAGACCACAGCUUACCUCAGAGUGGGUUAGAGAAUGGGGCUCAGAGUCAGUCUGAUGGAGAAGGAGCAGGGCACAGUGACAGGACUGGGGCUAAAGUCACUUACUGCUACCUGGGCAUAGCCGAGGACAGGACCAUACACCAGUGUCUCUUUCAGCACUUUCAGGGCUCUGGCAAACACUAUAUCCAUGGUGAGCCGUCCGCCGUGACGCGUUUCCUGCAGGAGAACUGUCACGAUGCGGGAACAAGUCAGGAGGACAGUGCAGGUGAAGACUCACCUCAGCGUUUUGCCAUUUACAUAAAAUUUAUUGAGGUGGAGCUGGACUUCCUCUCAGCAGGCUCCCUGGUGGAGUGCCUCGAAACUGCUGUUGGCUAUUCCUUAAAAUACAACAACAAAGAAACGUUGUAACUGCCCCUCAGUGUUUCCAAUUUGUACUGUUAUAACUAAGUUAUACAGCUAACAAGGCAGCAGAAAAGGUGUCCUUAAUAAAGCAUGGGUGUGGGAAAUUUUCAGGGCUGCAACUAAUAAUUAUCAGUUAAUUUUCAGACUAUGUUCCACUGAAUUGGUCGAAGUAUAAAAUGUCAGAAACUUGUGAAAGCUGACCAAGGAGACAACAUUUGCUUGUUUUAUUAAAGGAGACCUAUUCUGCUCAUUUCCAUGUUUUAAUUGUGGGACUAGAGCAGCUUUGUAUGAUUCACAGUUCAAAACGAUCCUCGCUCUGGUAUACUGGUGCAGUUCAUCCACAGGCUCUUUUAGUUCCUCCUUCAGUCCUGCUUUCUUCUGAUUGGCUGCCCUUCACAGACAGAAGGUUUGAACAGCAGACGUGUGGGAUUUCUGUUCUCUCAGCCAGGACUGCGUGCCUGAGACCACCAAAUGAAGGCUUUCCUGCUUUUAUUGACAGCUACGUGAGCUGGAUUAUUUAGAGCAGCUUAAAGCCUUUGGCUAACAGGAAGUAUUGCACAUGUGCGGACCUCAUUAUUUGAAACUUUGUUUGAUAUGAGCGUCCGCCAUUCAAAGAGUACGCCUACGACAGAAUAUAAGGAAAGCAUAAAAGGUCUCCUUUUAAUAAACUGUCCAUUUGACAAAUAAAUGCCACAAAGUAUCAUAUUAGGAAAAAGUUUAACCAUCACGUUUGAAAUUUUUGUUCAAAACAGAAGUCAGAAUGAUUCAUUAUUCCAGUUAUUUUCUGGAGAUGCGUCUGAUUUUGUUUUGGUUUCAGUUGCUCAAGCUGAUAUUUUUUAUCAAGUCUAAAAAGAACAGUACACAGUAUGGAAACAUAAUGUGUAGAAAUGUGUACGUAAACUGUCAGAGAGCUGGUGUGUGUACUGGUUAUUUUAGGCUGAUGUGCACUAUUUGAGGAUCUGCUGCUUGUUCAGUGUAGAUACAUAUUGCCUCAUCAGGGAGUGCUUGGUUGGCAAGGUGACUAUUGCAGUAUGCAUCUGUCUACCUCAGUAAGAUGUAGCAAAAAUGGCAGCAACGGGACCACAGUGUGUAUUUAUUUUGAAGCUGCCUUUAAUUUGACUGUCGCAGUCAGGACGUGAGCGUGUCUGAGAGUGAUUACUGGUGGAUUUAUGCCUUAUGUUUUGCACAUGUAACAGGGCUGCAGGUGGGGAUGCUUCAAUUAAAAUUUCAGGUCAGAAGCAAAGAGUAAAUUUUAGCAAGAUAAUCCAUCCAGUCACCUUUCCAGACAAUAUGCUCCAAUGGCAAAAUAUAUUAUCAGCUAAGAAUCUGUAUUUAUGGGAUAUGACUGAAAGUUAAAAAAAAAAAAAUUGGCUCAUAAACCUUACCUGAUGUAAAUUUGGCUGAUUUCCAUUAAAGAUCAUUUGAUCUUAGUGGUGAAGCCGGCGAGCACAUGCCCAUGCUGCGGUGUGGGCAGCGCAGGUUUGAGUCCCGGCCUGUCACCAGCUUGCCCGCGUGUCUUCCCCCGUAUCU